AUGCCUCUCCCUCGUUACACCAUCCAACCCACGCACAUCAGUCGGGUGCACAUGCCCGAGAAGCUUGACAAUGAGCUUGAGUAUGUCUCAAACGAGACACUGUGCAACCUCAUGCACCAGAUGGCUUCAGUGGCCUCCGUCGCUUCGGAGAUCUUUGAAGAACUCACCACCGAUCUGGUUACUAUCUCCGCUCGUCUGAACCGCAUCGAAGAGCGCGUCAGCAACGUCACAACCACCCUCAAGUCUCUGCCUACCAGCGAAGAAUUCCUUUCUGUUGGCCUACAGCAUCUCACAGCACCUCUGUCCGGUGUACGAGAGCAAGAGUUGGACAGUCAAGUGCUUCAUCGCAGCACAAAACCGCGCUGUAUGCAGGCGCAGUACGAGGCGGCAGAGCCGCCACCACCGCUUCAUGUGAUGGACGCGCUGAGGGAUGAUGGCAAGACCACGGCGCGACUCUACUCCGAUCCGCGAUUCUUCUUCGAUCUCUGGCGCAAGGAGAUGUUGGAGGAUGCUUUUGACGGGACUGGUGGUCCUGGUGGCGCAAAGGGUGGCAAAAAGGUUGUGAAGAAGAAACGUCCAAAGCCCAAAUCGAAGCCGUCCUACACUCUCGGUGUGAUCGAUUACCCGCCACUGCAACAGCAAUUUCUACCAAAGCACGAGCAAAAAACACUCCAAUCUCAGUCGCAACAACAAUUGGAGCAGCAAGAGACACAGCCACAACAAAAGCCAUUCCCUGUGACCUUACCGUCUUCAAUGCCGAGCGAGGGAAGCAAUGUGGCGGCGAGCUCAGAGUAUGGAGAGCCUGAGGAGACGCUGACCCAUCCCAGCGAGUGGAUAGCCGGUACUGCUCGUCCUACUCCACCAUUCCCCCACUAUCGCGGUGGUAGUGAUGGUGACCUCAUGGCCAGUUCGUGUGAGUCGCCACCGCCACCACCACCUCCUCCUCCACCCCUGAUGGACCUUUCCGUCUCCUCCCUAGGCGGAGCCAGUGGAAGUGGUUGUGGAAAUACAGCUCUUUCCGUGGAACCCAUCCACAACCUUCCGCCUUAUGCCCCCUCCCUCUCUCCACAACUUGACGGAAGUGGUGACGCUUUAAACGUCAGCGCCGAUCUACUUCCACCACCGCCACCGCCAGCUGUAAUGACCAACAGCUCUGACAACCUCCUCUCCACAUCCUUCCACACCGAUCAUCCACCUCCGCCGCCUCCCCCACCUCCACCACCGCUCCCUCCUUCUUCCUCAACUACCGAUAUGAUGAUGAAGUGGAAAACGCAGAGACAGAUAAAUAACCAGCGGCACAGAGCGGCACUGGGAACAGCAGCAUUGGCAAACCAAAACAGAAGCACUAGCAACCACGUAGGUGACGCUCAGCAAUAA
This is a messenger RNA of Echinococcus granulosus, 1377 nucleotides long. RefSeq names its product Wiskott-Aldrich syndrome protein family member. NCBI's taxonomy places the organism in Eukaryota, Metazoa, Platyhelminthes, Cestoda, Cyclophyllidea, Taeniidae. The record is from RefSeq and is a predicted model, not a curated record. Gene Ontology annotation, biological process: actin cytoskeleton organization; positive regulation of Arp2/3 complex-mediated actin nucleation. Gene Ontology annotation, cellular component: cytoskeleton. The transcript has 5 exons. Gene Ontology annotation, molecular function: protein kinase A regulatory subunit binding; Arp2/3 complex binding. Bases 1 to 1377 code for a protein of 458 amino acids.